UUGUUGAUACGAUAGUUCCAUUCCUUUUGAUUUGUAUUUGUAUAUCAAAACAGUUCGGAGUUCUUUGUCAUGUUAUUAGAAGAAAAGAGAAGCAAACUGCCACCCACUGAUGUCAAUAAUCUUGAAAUGUUAAUGUUUUGAGGAAGGGGUGAUUCAUUCUUUAAUAAAAUAGAGGCUUUUUUGCCAUCCUACAAUGAUAAAAUCAUUGUCUGCUCUGCGUAGAUCUGCCUAUGCUACCUUACCAGAUGAUCGACCAGUAACUGCUAUUACAAUAGUUGAAAAUAUAUCCAAUUGUCCUCCAGGCUUUUACCCCGUCAGCCGAACAUACGAUCAAGACCAAGACGCAGAUUUGAAGGAAAGUUCCAUUUUUAAAAGUUCACAAUCAAGAUAUUUAUGUUUGUCAAAGACUGAAGGUCUACCAAAUUUUGUAAUCAGUGAUCUUGUUGUAACGAAUGAAAAAGGUGUUCUUCCAAUAGGGUAUAGUUUAUUGAAUAGGACCACUGACACAGAGCAGAAAGCUUGGAAGAAAAAACUUAUAUCCUAUAGAUUGGUCAAUUUAAAGCAUACAAAAGUUGCCAUAACUGACAUAAUAGUGUGUAGUCGAUUGAAAAAAGCUCCCGAAGGAUUUGAUUUUGCUGGGGAAAUAAACGGAGUGACAAUUUGCUAUAAAAUGGGGAAUGUACAAGAUUCAGAAGCCGCUUCUAGUCAACCUCAAGCAGCCCCGAAUAAGCCCCCUCGUCCGGCCCCUCCACCACCAAUAGCGAAUCCAUCAUAUCCCAAUCUUCAAGACGAUGACCAUGAUUAUGAAAUUUUACUGCCAUCUUAUCCAAGGCCUAAUCAACCUCCACCGGUUCCUACGUCAACAUCACAGAAUAAUACCAAUACUUUGAACGUAUCAAACGCGUUCAGUGCUAUGGAAGGUGUUCCUUUUGUCAUCAACCCCGCGUUUUUGACUAGUGCUAAUGCUUCAAAGGUUACUUUGCCUAGCAUAAAAGCUAAGUCGAUGCAACAAAUAUUGAGGGAUUACAGCUACCCCUUUUCAGUGGAAAGACAGACCUAAAUCUGGAAUGAAUCCCGACAAAAUGCCUUGAACAAUGGACUGAUGAGAGAUUUAAUCUAAAAUUGAUUAUCGUGUUAGAAUUUUUAGAGUAUAAAAAAGUUUUAGGUUAUGUUGUGAUCCUUGACUAAAUUUCAGAAAAUAUUUUAGGAACAGAGACAAAGGUAUUUGGUAUUUUUUUGAUGAAUUAUUGUAUCCAUUUAAGUCUGUUAUGCCUGGUCUGUUUGAUUCGAAAUUUUAUCAAGGACUGUUUCGUGCGAGAAACAAUUUUUGUAUAUGAGAUAAUAUCGUUCUAGUUACCCCAUCCCUAUCGUUGUAUCACUUGACCAUGUCAUUUCCAAAAAUUUCUCAUCUUAGAUAUUCCAUCAAAUUAUGGAAUUGACCGUAGAUGACGAAUAGAUAUUCAAGCAUUUUCGUGACCAAUAUUUAAAGCUCAAUAUCGGAGAAUGUUUGCGCAGGAAAGAAAAUAUUCUAAUGAAUAUGCGGGAGGUGUAACUUGACGCGGCUUUUUGGAAAGUUUUGUGAUAUGAAAGGACUACAUAGAAAUCUAACUAAAGAAUUUUUAAUCACUAGAAUAUUUAUUUUCCCAAAUAGUAUGUGGUUAAACUGAAGAACUUUUCUCAAUCGUAUUCAUUUUUAAUUGUAUUUAUUAGAAAUGUGAAAAUUGUCAUAUUUUGUAAAAUUUAGUGCCAAUACUAACAUUAAUAAAUCGUAAUAAAAAUUU
Molecule: messenger RNA, 1781 nt
Organism: Coccinella septempunctata (seven-spotted ladybird)
Lineage: Eukaryota; Metazoa; Arthropoda; Insecta; Coleoptera; Coccinellidae
Gene: Mvb12
Product: multivesicular body subunit 12B
Exons: 6
Coding region: 194-1060 (288 amino acids)
Biological process (GO): viral budding; endosome to lysosome transport via multivesicular body sorting pathway; regulation of epidermal growth factor receptor signaling pathway
Cellular component (GO): ESCRT I complex; cytosol
Source: RefSeq, a predicted model, not a curated record